UCCACAGUGAAGUUUCGCGCGCUGCACAAUCGCGACCAAGUCGGGAAAUUUCUUUGGAUAAUCGGUAGGAAAGCGCGUACUGUCUCCGAGAUUGAAAAACUUUUUGAUGUGUUUGUAAGGGAUAGGUGUUUUUCUUAAGGUGAUUUUAAGAAAAUUGGGGAUAAAGCUAUUUUCAUUGGACUUCGGUGAGGAUUUUUUAAAAUUAAGACGGUCCUCUUGAAUUAGCUGCCGCUCAGUGAGAAACCGCCUUUUCAACCUGUCAACAUAAUUAGGCAGCUCCUGAUAUUCCGCCUCAUCUAACCAGGGUAUUGUAAAUGGCGUCCGUAUCUCCGACACAUGUCGCUGAACUCAUUAAAAAUAAAAGUUUUCAACGCUGCGACACAAAUGUCAGCGAUGAGUGUUUUUGAAAUAAUCUUCUUUUAAUUGGCGGAACGUGGCUUUGCUCGAGGAUUUCCACAAAUGGAGUAUUAUCUGUGGCUACUGAUAUACGCUUGCAACAUCUGUGCGGCUGCAACUAUUAGUUCAGGCAUAAAAUGGGUACGAGUGAACGUCCCACAGUACCGAGUUCCAGGAGAGACUGCAAUGCUACAAUGUGAAUUCGACUUAGGCAACGAGACUUUAUAUUCGGUCAAGUGGUAUAAAGAUCACGAGGAGUUCUACAGGUUCGUUCCAAAGGAAAGACCUCAGGCAAAUUGGUUUGAAGUAGAAGGAGUGAAUGUGGAUAUGAGUCGAUCAGAUAGCAAAAAAGUUGUCAUUCGUCCCGUAAGUUGGAAGACCAGUGGACUGUUUAGAUGUGAAGUAUCUGCAGAGGCACCAUCGUUUGCUUCAGCCCAAAGUGAGGCCAAAAUGGAGGUUGUUGCCCUUCCUACUGAGAAUCCAGUAAUCACAGGCGUGGAGCAGGAAUAUCAAAUAGGAGAUGAAAUUAAUCUUAACUGUACGUCAGGAAGAAGUCAUCCAGCUUCCAUAUUACAUUGGUAUAUCAACGAACAGCAGAUUUCAAAACAGGACGCUCUAAUACCAUAUCCAGAAGAAUACCAUCAACACGGCCUAGUAUCAUCAGUAUUAGGCCUAAAAUUUAGGUUAGGCAAUCACCACUUCAGAGGUGGAUCGAUGAGGGUUAAAUGUGUAGCUUCGAUGACGCCAAUGCUUUAUCAAACAGACAGGGAGAGUGUGGUUCAAACUCAGACCUUACCGUUAAGGGAGGCACUUUUACUAGUUAAGAGUGUCUCUAGCCGAACGGAAUGGAGCAUGGCAGUUCUCUUGUUCUCAAUAGUUCACAUACUACUAACGUGAGUGGAUUAAAGUGUAAAUAAGUGGUAAAAUUGUUAAAAAAGUACUAAACUUUAAAAACUCAGUUGUGCAAUUCGAUGUCGCCUUGAACUGAACUGCUAUUCUUAGUGUCUACUUCGACUGUGAUAAAAUAUCUUAAUAAAAACUUUGUUCGUCCCCAUCCCCAUUAACUAAGAUUUAAUUAGGGAUAUAGACCAUUUUGUAAUACCUACUUUAUGUUUUCUAAAAACUUCAUUAAGGAUAUUGGAAAUAUUUUAUUUUAAAACCACAUUAUUUAUUUUAUUUAGAGUAUGGCGUUUCAACACAUUUAAAAGAUUGUAAUAAACAAUAAACAAGUUAGAACAAAAUUGGCUCUAUGUAAAAUAUACUUAAUCAUAAACAAUUUAUAGAACAAAAUAUCGACAUUGUUGAUGUAGAGCAAGCGUUCACAGGUGCGCAUCGCACGCAUCGG
Messenger RNA from Diabrotica virgifera virgifera (western corn rootworm), 1741 nucleotides. RefSeq lists its product as uncharacterized. Lineage: Eukaryota; Metazoa; Arthropoda; Insecta; Coleoptera; Chrysomelidae. The record is from RefSeq and is a predicted model, not a curated record. Bases 460 to 1293 code for a protein of 277 amino acids. The transcript has 7 exons.